Molecule: messenger RNA, 1515 nt
Organism: Parascedosporium putredinis
Lineage: Eukaryota; Fungi; Ascomycota; Sordariomycetes; Microascales; Microascaceae
Source: the annotation of a GenBank genome assembly
AUGUCGGCUCCUGCUACCAACAACGCAGCCCCGGCGGAGCCCGCGACUAUCCCGGAUGCGCCUGCUCCAAGGGAUACAGCCGUCAUCCCGGAUGCUACCGCUCCGGAGACACCUGCCACCAUCUUAGAUGCGGCCGAGCCGGAGGGAUCUAAUACCACCCUCGAUGCCAACACUCCGGAAACACCUGUCGCCGUUUUAACCGCACCCACAACGGAGGAACCCUCUGUCGCCCCAGAUACUGCCGUCUCGGAGGGAUCCGCCGCGAUUCCAGACACCGUCACCUCAGCCCAACUACCAGCUGCCCCUCAGGCGACGGUCUCAUCGAAUGAUGGCAAGACUGUUGGCUAUCUUGUCCUCGAUACUGGUGCCUUGAUCAAGAACGAGCCCACUGUGAGCACGCUUCUUGCCCAGGCGACCGAACUCUACACUAUCCCUGCAGUUCUUGCGGAGAUUCGAGACUUCAUCACUACUUUUGCGCGCAAGACGGGUGAUCUCGAGGUCAUGAGCACCCCCGAUAUCCAUCUCCUUGCCUUGACAUACGAGCUCGAGUGCGAACAGAACGGCGGCGACUGGCGCCUUCGCAACAACCCCACCCAGAAGCACCUCAACGGCCAAGAUCCGAACGUCACUGGUAAUGCACCGUUGGCGGCGGAGAACGAUGGUGUUGCUGCUGUUGAGCCUGCCAACUCCUCAUCGGCGGACCGUCCUGAUGACAGCCCUAAUGUUCAGGGCGAUACGCUGGCAGAGAGCCCGUCUGUGGAGGAACAAGUAGAGAACAUCACCCUCCAAGAUCCUGUAGUCGAUGCAGCGCCGUCCGCCAACGAGGAGGCUGAACAGCAUACGACCAACGACCAAGAGGAUGGGGACAGUGACGACAGCGACGGCUGGAUCACGCCCUCGAACCUAAAGAAGCACGUUGCCAAGGACCAGGGAGCAUCCCAGUCAUCCAAGGCCCCGACACAGUUCCUGCAAGCCGCCAUCCUGACGACCGAUUACGCCAUGCAAAACGUUGCACUAAGGAUCAACUUGAACCUGUUGUCAUCGAGCAUGUUUCGAAUCACCCGUCUACGGACAUAUGUCCUCCGCUGCCACGGUUGUUUCGCCACAACCAAAGACAUGACCAAGCAGUUCUGUCCCCGCUGUGGACAACCGAAUCUUAUUCGGACCAGCUGCUCCACAGAUGCAAAUGGUGUUUUCCAAAUUCAUCUGAGGAAGAAUUUCGAAUAUAACAAGCGAGGCAAUGUUUAUAGCAUCCCAAAGCCAGUACACGGCACAUCGAGCGGCAAGAUCUCAAGGGUACAGGGUGGUGGUAGGGACGGCUGGGGUCAAUCUCUUGUCCUCGCAGAGGACCAGAAGGAGUAUGUCCGGGCCAAGGAUAACAGAAGGAGAACAAGGCAAAAGGACCUCAUGGAUCAGGACUAUCUCCCGGGUAUUCUCUCCGGUGAGAGGACGAAUAGCAACGACAAGGUUCGCGUCGGUGCAGGAAGAAGCGUUAACUCUAAGAAGAAGUGGUGA